GGAGACGGAGCGGAGCCCAGAGGCGGAGGCAGGAGCAGUCCCAGGUCCCGGGCCUCAGUUGCUAACCGGGCCGGACAUGGAGGGAGAAGCCCCGGGACGUGUGGCCAGCCUGCCUCGGGGCUGGCAGAUGAAGCGGGACCCUCACAGCGGCUGGCCGUACUAUAUCGACCAUAACACGGGCACCACUACCUGGGAGGACCCGAGGCUCCGGAGCGGCCUCCACAAACAGGAGAUGCCAUACCCAGGAUACACCUCCAAUUACUGGUAUCCCACUGGACCCCAGCCUCCAUAUCCCAACAACUACUCUCAGAUGAUGAACCAUCAGAUGCCUCCACAAGGUCUCGUCAACGGCGUCUUCCCUGGCGGACGGGCAUCCUCCCCGGGCCACAUCCCAGGGAACGCGUGGUAUCGGCCAGGACCGGGUGAGAGCAGGUCCCCCGAGACCGUCGCCAGCGAAAACAUUCAGCAGCAAGCUGGGCUGCCCAGGCCCCCGUCGAACGGACAUGCUCCUUCGGCACAGUGGGCCCACUCCCAGGCUGGGCCGCCGUCCCACAACCUUUCAGCCAGGCCGCAGACACCAGCACACCCAGCGUACGCUGCUACGGGACAGCGGGAGGUCUUCGAUCAGCAGCCCCGGUACCCAGUGAUGGCCUCGCAGUACCACUUCAGGAACCCAGACUCGGGCCCUCAGCGACCCCUGUAUCCUUCCCAGAGCCAGCCCUGGUCAUCAUCAACACAGACAGCCCCUCUGCCACCAGCAGGCAUGCAGUCCCAUGACGUCUGGGCCCAGACCCGAGCAGCAAGCCUCCCACCGUCAGCGCAGCAAUUCCCCCACGCCAUGCCGCCUUUCGGGAGUGGUGUUGUUUCCAGACCAGCUCCAGCCUGGCAGAACACAUCCAUGUACGAACAGAAGGAUCUCCCGUAUCCCGUGAACCGUCAGGAUCUCCGGGGAGCCUGCCUCAGCGGCCCCGGCUACACAGGGAGUGAGCAGCAGCCUGCAGGCUACAUCCCGGACCAGCCCGCAAACCCACCGCCCGCUCCCAGGGUGGAGUACAGCAGCCCCCCGACCGUCUACAAGCCCCCUGAGGAGAAAGCCGCCACCCCAACCAGCAACGGGCUGCAGAUGGCCGGAGCCGCCGGGCACCCCGGGCACGCCAAGGUGGAGCAGGUCUUGAGCAAGCUGCAGCAGCUGGAGGCCGAGGUGGACCGCUUCAGCGGGAAGAAGGGAGACAAGGUUUACCGGCUGCUGGAGGAGCUGCUCACCAAGCAGCUGCUGGAGGCCGACGCGGUGGAGACAGACGGUCACCAGCAUGUCCGGCUGGCCCGCAAGGAAGCCGUGCACAAGAUCCAGGGUGUGCUCGACAAACUGGAGACUCUGGCAGGCUAGACCAUUAUAGAGCAGGUACCCAUCACCCGUGACUCGCCGUAGGAAGCAGAUAGACUGACCGGGGCAGCAUGACACCCCCUCACCAACCUUACACCCCCUCACCAACCCCCAACCUUACACCCCCUCACCAACCUUACCACCCCCCCACCCCCCCAACCCCC
This is a messenger RNA of Rhincodon typus (whale shark), 1548 nucleotides long. RefSeq names its product BAG family molecular chaperone regulator 4-like. The coding region runs from base 77 to 1387 and encodes 436 amino acids. Gene Ontology annotation, cellular component: cytoplasm; nucleus; membrane. Gene Ontology annotation, biological process: protein stabilization. The transcript has 5 exons. The record is from RefSeq and is a predicted model, not a curated record. Lineage: Eukaryota; Metazoa; Chordata; Chondrichthyes; Orectolobiformes; Rhincodontidae. Gene Ontology annotation, molecular function: protein-folding chaperone binding; adenyl-nucleotide exchange factor activity.